Molecule: messenger RNA, 5411 nt
Organism: Eriocheir sinensis (Chinese mitten crab)
Lineage: Eukaryota; Metazoa; Arthropoda; Malacostraca; Decapoda; Varunidae
Product: patatin-like phospholipase domain-containing protein 2
Exons: 7
Coding region: 365-3430 (1021 amino acids)
Biological process (GO): triglyceride catabolic process; lipid homeostasis
Cellular component (GO): lipid droplet; cytoplasm; membrane
Molecular function (GO): triacylglycerol lipase activity
Source: RefSeq, a predicted model, not a curated record
AGGACUGGAGGCUCGUUCACCAAGGGGCUCGUCAGCAGGACUGGAGGCACGUUCACCAAGGGGCUCGUCAGCAGGACUGGAGGCACGUUCACCAAGGGGCUCGUCAGCAGGACUGGAGGCACGUUCACCAAGGGGCUCGUCAGCAGGACUGGAGGCACGUUCACCAAGGGGCUCGUCAGCAGGACUGGAGGCACGUUCACCAAGGGGCUCGUCAGCAGGACUGGAGGCACGUUCACCAAGGGGCUCGUCAGCAGGACUGGAGGCACGUUCACCAAGGGGCUCGUCAGCAGUUCAGGAGAACAGCAAUGACAGAAAUUUCUUAGAAGGACCGAAUGACAGGUUACCAGGAGGCCUUUUAGGAGAAAUGACUGACAUCUUACCAAGGACCUCAUCACCAGAACUGCAGUACAGCGAGGCAAAGAGCUUGUCAGAAGAAAUAAAUGAUUAUUUACAAAAGAGGUUUUCAGAAGAAUUAGAUGAAACACCAAUAUCCUUAACAGCUGAACAAGAGGGUAGUUUACCAGGAGACCUGUCAGCAGAGCUUGAUACCCGUUCACCAAGGAGCUCAACAUUCGGAAAGAAUGAACUUUUACCAGAGAGUUCUUCAGAACAAACACAGGUUCACUCACCAAGGGGCUCGUCAGCAGGACUGGAGGCACGUUCACCAAGGGGCUCGUCAGCAGAAUUUGAGGCACGUUCACCAAGGGGCUCAUCAGCAGGACUUGAGGCACGUUCACCAAGGGGCUCAUCAGCAGGACUUGAGGCACGUUCACCAAGGGGAUCAUCAGCAGGACUUGAGGCACGUUCACCAAGGGGCUCAUCAGCAGAAUUUGAGACACGUUCAACAAGGGGCUCAUCAGCAGGACUUGAGGCACGUUCACCAAGGGGCUCGUCAGCAGGACUGGAGGCACGUUCACCAAGGGGCUCGUCAGCAGAAUUUGAGGCACGUUCACCAAGGGGCUCGUCAGCAGGACUUGAGGCACGUUCACCAAGGGGCUCAUCAGCAGAAUUUGAGGCACGUUCACCAAGGGGCUCGUCAGCAGGACUGGAGACACGUUCACCAAGGGGCUCGUCAGCAGGACUGGAGUCUCGUUCACCAAGGGGCUCGUCAGCAGGACUGGAGACACGUUCACCAAGGGGCUCGUCAGCAGGACUGGAGUCUCGUUUACCAAGGGGCUCGUCAGCAGGACUGGAGGCAGGUUCACCAAGGGGGUCGUCAGCAGGACUGGAGACACGUUCACCAAGGGGCUCGUCAGCAGGACUGGAGUCUCGUUCACCAAGGGGCUCGUCAGCAGGACUGGAGACACGUUCACCAAGGGGCUCGUCAGCAGGACUGGAGUCUCGUUCACCAAGGGGCUCGUCAGCAGGACUGGAGGCAGGUUCACCAAGGGGCUCGUCAGCAGGACUGGAGGAAAGUUAUCCGAAUAAUUUGUUUGUAAAUCAAGAAAACUAUACCCUGAGGGACCUAUCAGAAGGAAGUGACGCUCAUUCACCUCAGAUCUUUGUAUCGGAGGAAGAACAACAAGGUCGUAGACAUUCGUCGGAUUUACUUGCCAGUGGGGAGGAGCCAGCAUCUGUAGAGUCAUUGAAAAAGAAACUGUUGGUGCCACUGCCUCUAGAGGUAACAGUUAGUAAAGAGCCGCGAAAAUCUAUAGGCAUGGAAAUGUUCAACUACCUCGUUCGUCGGUUUAGCACCGUUGAAGAUCCUUACGGGUCUGCUAUUCUGAAACAGAAUAGUAAAGAUGAAGAUUCUGAAGCAGCUUCUGAGCAUUCUGAUGCUCCAGAGAAAGAAGACAUUGAAGCUAAUACAGGUGAUAUAAUGUCCCAUGGAACCAUGAUAUCUAGUCCUUACAACCAUGAAGAUAAAUCAACUGAAGUGUCAGACGAUUCUGACUCUGAACUUGAUAUGACAUGGAAUGUUAAUGAAGACAAAUUAGAGGAGUUAGCUUCUGGGGAUGAGCUGCAAGAUCGUUCCAGGAGUGUUUCCCUUGGUACAGAUGUCAGCAGUCCACUGGACCAUGCUAGAACUCUCAUCUUUGAGGAUGCUGAGGAAGAGCCACACGUUUCUAUUGAUAAGGGUGUACGUCGGUCGAGUGGAGUUGGAAAAGAAAUUUAUCUCGAAAAAAUACAGUCAAAUAAUGAAGAGGAUGCCAGUCACUGCCUGAGGUUGACAAACGGGUCAGAAAGUAGCAUCAAGUCAACACCUCGAAGGAGCGUUACUCCUAAUGCAGGUCUUCAUAAAUCAAAUAUAGUUUCGGAGGAAAUUAAGACAUAUGAAGAAAAGGAAGUAGAGUCUGAUGAUGAAAAGUUAAAUAACAUGUGGGUCAUUAGAAAAGUCAAUGGUGUGGCUCCACCUGGUGUCAACAAUGAUAUUUCCACCGAAGACCCAGAAUUGGAAGUGACAACAGAGUAUUACCAACUCGACCUCGAAACAGGAGACUUGUAUCGCUAUGAGGUGCCAGACAUAUAUUCAGCUCUGUACCACCACUUCUUCGCCAUCCUGGGUGGGGAGGACUUCGAUGUUAUAGACAUGGAACUCAACCCGGCUUCACUGGACUCCGUGAAGCCACUCAACACUGAAGAUUCCCCACAGCUAAAGUCAUUAGGGAGACAGCUGAUGGAUUCUGUCAGUCACCUGGAGGGAUCAAGAGGCUGGACGACAAUGGAGAACUGCCAGAGGGACAGGAAAAAGAAAAAUAUUGAUGAUGUUACCGCUGUCACAUUCUGUGGCUGCGGCUUCCUUGGGGUGUACCUGGUAGGUGUGGCAACCUACAUGCAGCAGCACGUGCCCCAGAUCCUGAGAGGGCGUCUGGGAGGCUCCUCUGUGGGGUCCCUUAUUGCAACGUGUCUGGCCUGCGACGUCCCUAUUGAGGUUGUGAGGAAGUCCAUUAAUGAAACAGCUGAAGCAGCACGUCAGUACACCUUUGGGGUGUUCAAUCCCUUCUACCCUCUGGAAGAACCACUGUUGGGGAAACUGCUGGAGCUACUGCCUGAGGAUGCCCAUAUUCGUGCCUCAGGCAGACUGUACCUCUCCCUCACUCGUGCCUCGACUCUCACUAAUGAGGUGGUGUGUGAGUAUGCAACGCGUGAUGAGCUGUUGCGUGCUGUGCUGUGCUGCUGCUUCCUGCCAGGGGUGUCUGGCUUUUCUGUCCCCACCUUCCAGGGGCACAAGUAUAUUGAUGGGGGCAUGAGCAACAACAUGCCACUUAAGGGACCUUCCAACAUAAGUGUGAAUGUCUUCGCUGGAGAGUUUGACAUCUGCCCAGAGGAACAGAAGAGCUAUGGUCUUACCACAGCCUUCAACCAAUCAGUGGAAAUGUCUUCACAGAAUGUGAAAAAGUUCUUUCAGGCCCUGUUGCCCCCAAUUGACCUGGAUGACUACUAUGAACAAGGUUAUCUAGAUGCAAAAAAAUACUUCACUGGUUCUUAGAACUUGCAUCAGGUUGCUGCACCUAUUUCAAGCAUAGAUUUGCAACUUUGUGAGUUUAAAUGCUUCAUUGUGUACACUGCAAAUGCUUUAAGCUCUUCUUAUGUUAUAUAGCAAGCUAAGCAAAUGGAAUUUGUGAUGUUUCUUUGAUAAAAAGUAACAAUAUCUUCAUAGGCUGCUCUGUAAAUCUACAUAACUUUUCAAACAUCAGUUACGCUUUGUGCAGAUGAGCUUCAGUUAUUGGGAUUGCUAGAUCGUUCAGCACACAUCUCAGGGUCUCAGAGGGGAGGCACAUAAAUUCUUAGUAUUCAUUAGGUAUAACAAUGAGAAGCCUGGCGAUGAAAAAAUAUUAUAUAUAUAUAUAUAUAUAUAUAUAUAUAUAUAUAUAUAUAUAUAUAUAUAUAUAUAUAUAUAUAUAUAUAUAUAUAUAUAUAUAUAUAUAUAUAUAUAUAUAUAUAUAUAUAUAUAUAUAUAUAUAUAUAUAUAAUGGUUUGUAACCCAUUGAAAUAAGGUUUUAGAUCACUCACCAAAAGGGCAAUUGAGAGUAAUUAAGGACUUUGAUAAGGAGCAAGAGCUGAUGAAGCUUUCAAAGUGCCUUGCUGCUGAAGAAAUUACUACUUAUUGACUCAACUGUUGAUACAGUGUAGGUAAAAUUUCUAUUGAACAGCAUUCCUGCAAGUACUCUGUUGUAUUGCUGCUAUUAUUCAUAGGGCUUAUACAAAUUAGUAAUGUAUUUCACAUAUUCAUGAAAUAAAGUUCCUACUACUUACAACUUAUUGCAAAACCUUCACUAAUAGGUACGUAAUUAGUACGAGAUGAGUGGAGCAAAGAUAACUCAUAUUGAAAACUAUGAAUUUUUUUUUAAGUGUUGGACAAUUCUCCCCUUGAGUCUUGGUGCCAAUGGGGAAAUUUGUAGCUGGGUGAUACACAGUGCCAUGAAGUUGUCUAUUCUCCAUUCUUCAUUAAGUCUGACUAACAAGGUGCCCUACACUUGUCGUGACAUACUUAAUGUGUUCAUAUUCUAGCAAAUAAUGUCUGUAAAUCUCAUUUGUGGGUUCUAAUUUUCAUAACAAAUAUUACCUGCUAUAAAAUUAAGGAACCACAAAACACAUUUAAAGUGUGCAAAAUCUGAACACUCAUAGUAAAAAACGAGGAUAUUUUACUUUGACAUAUCUUUAUCAAUAUACAGCAUAUGAAAAAACAAUAACAAGGCAGGUUGGGUUGUUGAAUGCUCUAAUUAUUAAACACCAAUUAACAAAAAAGUUUUGUAGAUUAUCAGCAAACCAGUGAACAUAUUCCCUUUUAAAUAACAGACUGCUCUAACACUAAGAAGCAGAAUAAAGUCAAAAGAUGCCGAUUAUAUUCAGUAUGUGUCUUGUUGGACUCCUCUUGACUACCAAGUACCUCUGAUUUUCUAAAAAGGACAAUUAAAAGUGCUUUGUUCCAAGUUUUUUUAUUCAAGGAUCAAUGGUGAGCUUAUUUGGGGUAAUUACAUGCUGCUGUCAUGGUCCACUGGCUAAGCAGAGGACAAAUGGAAAGAAGAUGCUCUAGGUCCUUCUAAGAUUGACUCACAUAUAACAGUAUGAUCUACAUAUACACCCAAGAUUUGACUGUUGAAUAGGAAAUCCUAAUCAACCAUAAUUGCUAUAAAGGAAUGGACUGAAUACUAUAAUUUUCAUCCUACUUCUAUAUGCAUAGAAGUCUGGCAACAAUUAGAGCAUAAUUUUGUUUCAAUUACUGAUUGGAUUAGAAUUUUCUUUAGAAAACCAAUUCACACUCAGCAUUGACAUGGUCUGCUUAUAUACUAAGAUUCCUAAAUAUUACAAUACUUUUUUUCACAUUUAGUUUUCCCUACUACAUAUGAAACAAACUGAGAACCUAAAAAAUGCUUCUCAAUUUAUAAGUAAGAGACCUUACACACACAAAAAAAGAGAGAGAGAGAGAGAGAGAGAGAGAGAGAGAGAGAGAGAGAGAGAGAGAGAGA